AUGGAUUUUCCAGACCCAGAAGAGCUUGAAUGGCUCGAAUCCCACCAUUCCAACUUCCAAGACGACGAUCUCGAUUACCAAUUGCCUCCUUCCCCGCAAUCAGAACCCGAACCACCGGAAUCGCCAGAACCAAUUGCUGAAAAGUCCAAUCCUGAACCAAUACCCAUCUCUGUGAAACCCACUUUAUCACUCCCACCGAAACCCUCCAUUUCUAAACCCCAAGGGAAUGCUAAAAAGCGUUUCCGGGUUGAUGCGGGUCCGGAAUUGAUCGACCCGAAAGAAUCGGGUUCUGCCGCCGAGGAGAAGAGGAGCAAGGUUGAGAACGGGGACAGCGAAAAUGGCGGAAAGAGGGAAAGUGGUGCUGAGGAUGGUGGUGAUGCUGCCGAGGAGGAUGAGGAAUGGCUGAGAUAUUCCCCACCAUUGGCGGGAAAUGGGGAUGCUGACGUGGAAAUGGCUGCUGAGGAGGAGGUACAAGAGAGGUAUUUGUCGAGGUACAUGUCAGAAAUCGACGGGGAUUGUGUGCCGGUGACGGGUUUGGAUGGGGAGAGGAUUUAUGCUAAGUUCUGUAGAGCGGAGAACGUGGAAAGUAUGAAGAAGUUGGAUCUGAGGGGUGAUUUUGAGGGUCUUUCUCGAGAACGGAUCAGAGACAUGAUGGAAAGAGUGGAGCAUCUUGAAUUCUCAAAGGCUUUGCAAGCCAGCACUGAAUGUGAAAAUGAUGUAAAUGCUUUAGCAGAACCUGUGGCUCAAGAGCAACUCUGGGUGGACAAAUAUGCCCCAAGCACAUUUAUGGAGCUUCUCAGUGACGAGCACACAAAUCGUGAGGUGUUACUCUGGUUAAAACAAUGGGAUUCAUGUGUUUUUGGAUCCGAAAUAAAGAGUACAGCAGAUGAUAUUCUGUCUGCUUUGAAACGGCAUUCUUCUGUUGUCCAACAUUCAAAGUCAUUCUCGAGGAAUUCUUUCGGAAAGCCGAGGGAGGGGAGAUGGAGCAAAGACAAUUUUAGAGAUAUCAACCAUCAGAAUCAGGAAAACAAGGGCUCAAAAGAUAUUCAGGAAUUGUGGGACAAAAAGCGUAAACAAUCUGGUCCACCCGAACAAAAGAUUCUCUUACUUUGUGGUCCUCCUGGAUUGGGGAAAACUACCCUGGCACAUGUAGCUGCUAGGCAUUGUGGAUAUCGGGUAGUGGAGAUAAAUGCUAGUGAUGAUAGAUCCUCAUCAACAGUAGAAGCCAAAAUUCUUGAUGCUGUUCAGAUGAAUUCUGUCGUAGCGGAUUCAAAGCCAAAGUGUUUGGUAAUUGACGAAAUUGAUGGGGCUCUUGGUGAGGGCAAGGGUGCAGUUGAAGUCAUCUUGAAGAUGGUGGCUGCCGACAGAAAAGCUGAUUUUGGAAAAGAAAAUGAACCACAGGAUGAAGGGAAACUUUCCAAGAAAAAGCAAAAGAAAACUUCCUUAUUGAGACCUGUAAUUUGUAUUUGUAAUGAUCUGUAUGCACCUGCAUUGAGGCAGUUACGCCAGGUUGCCAAGGUUCAUGUAUUUGUUCAGCCAACAGUAAGUAGAGUUGUAAACAGACUUAAGUACAUUUGUAACAAGGAAGGAGUCAAGACAACUUCCAUUUCUCUUACAGCGCUGGCAGAAUAUACUGAAUGCGACAUAAGGUCUUGCUUGAACACUCUUCAGUUCCUCAACAAGAAGAAGCAGACCCUUAAUACGUUAGAGAUCAGUUCACAAGUGGUUGGGCGAAAGGACAAAUCGAAAAGUGCUCUAGAAAUAUGGAAAGAGGUUUUCCAAAAGAGAAGAGAGAAGCGGGAAAGAAAAUCCAUUAAUGCAUUCAAUAACAAGUUGAAUGAGUUUGACUUCCUGCACUCUUUGAUAUCUAAUCGUGGUGACUAUGAUUUGAUCUUGGAUGGGAUUUAUGAAAACUUCUUACAACUUCAAUAUUAUGAUCCUAUGAUGCACAAGACUGUCACAUGCUUGGACAAUCUUGAGAUUUCUAAUAUAUUUCACAAAUAUAUUAUGCGCACACAACAGAUGUCCCUUCAAGUUUAUCAACCUCAGGUUGCAGUAGCAAUACAUGGGUUAAUAGCUCAAGUCGAUAGACCCAAUAUAGAAUGGCCAAAAUCUUUCCAAAGAUACCGAACUUCAGCUUUAGAAAAGUUGGAUGUACUACGUUGCUGGCAGAACAGAAUAUCCCCACAUAUUUCAAGGCAUUUGUCGCCAAAAUACUUCACAGAAGAGUUGAUAUCUCCAUUACUGCACAUCCUUUCUCCACCUACCUUAAAGCCGGUGGCAAUGCACCUCCUCUCAGAGAAAGAUAAGAGGGAAUUCGCCAAUUUGGUUGAGUUGAUGGUAUCCUAUGCCGUAUCUUACAAGAACUUAAAACCUAGUUCAUUGCCUGGAUCCCUGAAACAUGAAGAAGUUAUUGAUGCCGCAUUGCUUUCAUUUGAUCCUCCACUUGCGGACUUCAUAAAAUUCAAGGGUUAUGAUGGCUGUCACUUUGUUUUGGCUUCAGCUGUGAAGCAGGUCCUGGUGCAUGAGGUGGAAAAGCACAAGAUUCUACAGGCCAGCACUAAUAGAUCCACAGACUUAGAAAUCUCUACCUACAAUAACCAUCUGCCAGAAAAAGAGAACCUUAGUUCACAACUUACCAGAUCCUGCCGGUCAACUGCCUCAACUGACAAGCAGAUAAAUGCCAAAACUUUGACACCAAGGCAGGAAACAGUAUCUACCUUGAAGACCUUAACUACACAACCAGGUGGCGAAUCCACAUCAAGUGCAAAAGCGAACUCUUCUGAAAAGAAGAAGAAGCUGUCUAGUUCCUUUAAUUUCUUUGACAGGUUUAGAAAAAGCAAAAGUAAGGUUUCUCAAGAUGCAGAACCUGAUGCAUCAUGCCCAGGAAAGACAGAGAAAUCUUUGCAUCCUGUUUUAUUCAAGUUCAAUGAGGGAUUCACCAAUGCUGUAAAGAGACCUGUUAGAAUUCGCGAAUUUCUCAUGUGA
Oldenlandia corymbosa var. corymbosa is the source of this 2988-nucleotide messenger RNA. Lineage: Eukaryota; Viridiplantae; Streptophyta; Magnoliopsida; Gentianales; Rubiaceae. The record is from the annotation of a GenBank genome assembly.